This is a messenger RNA of Megalops cyprinoides (Indo-Pacific tarpon), 1277 nucleotides long. RefSeq lists its product as uncharacterized. The coding region runs from base 132 to 1154 and encodes 340 amino acids. Gene Ontology annotation, cellular component: early endosome; WASH complex. Gene Ontology annotation, biological process: protein localization to endosome; skeletal muscle contraction; retrograde transport, endosome to Golgi. The transcript has 7 exons. The record is from RefSeq and is a predicted model, not a curated record. NCBI's taxonomy places the organism in Eukaryota, Metazoa, Chordata, Actinopteri, Elopiformes, Megalopidae. Gene Ontology annotation, molecular function: retromer complex binding; actin filament binding; phosphatidylinositol phosphate binding.
UCUGCCUGUGUCUUUCUGAGUGUGGAAGUAGUCGAUGUCAGCAGCAGAAAGAGAAUAUAAGCAAAAGUUUGACAGCCCCCUAAAUAAAGCCUGGUGAAAUCGCAGGGGAUAAAACAGCAGACGGAACGAGGAUGGAGAAGAAUUCUCCAGUCAACCCCUCUGUUGCUGAGCUGACAGGCAAGUUCAAAGGUUACAACAUGUCCACGCCUACAGGAAUCGAAGAGAAGAUACCUGUCAGGAGACGCCCUCCGUGCUCCCUGCAGCUGCACAGCAAGAGGGCAGAGGGACACAAUGAAGAGGAGAAACCUGCCACUGUUUCUCCACAUCCUCCAAAAGUCAAGAUGAGGAGCUCUCCCCUCAUCGAGAAACUACAGGCCAAUCUCACAUUAGCCCCCACGGCCCUGCUACCUCCACCCAAGAGUCCAGAGGUGAAGCUGCACCCCCCGCCUCUCUCCCCUGACCAUGGUCUGAGUCCCCCUAACCAUACCCUGAGCCCCUGCAGCCCUGCCUCAAGUAGCCCCAGUCCCACCUUGAGCCCUUCACAGCACACUGAUGAGGAGGCCCCAGUCAGCUUUGAGAACCCCCCUGAGGGCACUGUUCUGCCCAGCUUCAACAAGGGUCGAGCACGUCUAUCUAUCAAGCGCCGGCUGCCCACACGACAGCACAGGAAGUCGGGUGGUAAAGAGCCAGGGGCCGAAGGAGGGAGGGCCUCCCCAUGUCCAUCGGAUUUCCAGCAUCACAGUGGGGGAGAGGAGGAAGGAUCCAAGAUGGACCACAAGGAGUCAGAGAGGGGUCAAGGAAGCUCCUCCUCCCUUCCUGAGGCUAAGAGGCAGGCUGAAAAGAGAGACAGUAGAGGGGACAGCACUGGGACAGGACCACCAGAUGAAGCUCGAAGAAGUGCAUCUGAUGACACAGAAGAACAAGUGGCCACUACAGAAGAAAUAAAGCCACUUGGAAGUGGUUCUACUGUUGAACUACAGAGGGAGGGGGAGGGGGAGGGGAUACAAGUGAAGCCACACCCAGACGACACAACAGAUGACAGGAAUAGAGCUAGCUGGAAGGAGGAGGAGGAGAUACAGUCCCAGGAAGAGGAGGGAGGGGAAAAGAAAGGGAUCACCAGAGAGAAGGACAAACCCCCAAGAACUGGAGACUGAAGAGGAUCGUUUGGUGCUGCACAAAGAAACCAAAGACCUGUGUCAUCACUGAGCCAUUUUCACUUGCUCACUGCUUUGUACAUGAGCCAAAACAGAAAUGGGGUUAUCAUUUGGCUCUUGGCU